CUUGCUAGCUUACAAUACACACACUCGAGAAAGCUGGAGAGACGCACAGACACACAAACACAAGGAGACGAGAAUGUGGAGCUAGGAGUCCGAACCAUUUAGAAGGUGGUUUCUUCUGGAGGUAAUUAUAGCGCUUAGCGGCCCAGAUUUAAUCUGCUCUGGGCUUUGGAAGCCCCCAGUGGAGUUUGCAAGCAGUGCUCUGUGCGGGCUCCACCCUCCCUGGAGGCAGAGGGCGUGGAUGUCAGCCCUCCCCAGUCCGCGGCCCGCCCAGGUGAAUGAAAUCUUGUGGGUCCCAGAGCCACUCAGUUCCCGAUUCUGUCCGGGACAACAGCAGCUCCGGCCCCGCUGGCUGCAAAGGAUGGACGAGCCGAAAGGAUGCACGGGGAGGCAGGCCCGAGGCCCCGGGCUGCAGCAGCUGCUGCUCCUGUCGCUGCUGCUCCUGCUGCCGUCGCCGGGCCUGGCCUCCGGGGCUGCCCGGCCGCCCCACGUGGUCUUCGUGUUGGCAGACGACCUGGGCUGGAAUGACGUGGGCUUCCACGGCUCGGUUAUCCGCACGCCGCACCUGGAUGCGCUGGCGGCCGGCGGGGUGGUCCUGGACAACUACUACGUGCAGCCGCUGUGCACGCCCUCGCGGAGCCAGCUGCUCACCGGGCGCUAUCAGAUCCAUACCGGCUUACAGCAUCUCCUCAUCAGGGUCUGUCAGCCCAGCUGUGUUCCCCUGGAUGAAAAACUCCUGCCCCAGCUCCUGAAGGAAGCAGGCUAUGCUACGCAUAUGGUCGGAAAAUGGCACCUGGGAAUGUGCCAGAAAGAAUGUCUGCCAACACGCCGAGGAUUCGAUACCUACUUUGGAUACCUCCUAGGCAGUGAAAACUAUUACACCCACGAGGUCUGCGCACUGAUUGAACCCUUGAAUGUGACACGGUGUGCUCUCGAUUUCCGAGACGGCGAAGAACCCGCAACACAGUACAACAAUACUUACUCAACAAAUAUAUUUAGCAAAAGGGCUACAACCCUCAUAGCUAACCACCCACCAGAGAAGCCACUGUUCCUCUACCUUGCUCUCCAGUCUGUCCAUGAUCCACUUCAGGUCCCUGAGGAGUACAUGAAGCCAUAUGAAUUCAUCCAAGGCAAGCACAGACGUAUUUAUGCAGGGAUGGUGUCCCUCAUGGAUGAAGCAGUGGGAAAUGUCACCGCAGCCUUGAAGAGCCGUGGGCUUUGGAAUGACACGGUGUUCAUCUUCUCCACAGACAAUGGUGGGCAGACUCUGUCUGGGGGCAACAACUGGCCGCUUCGAGGAAGGAAAUGGUCCCUGUGGGAAGGAGGCGUCCGUGGAGUGGGCUUUGUGGCAAGCCCCUUGCUAAAACAAAAAGGCGUGAAGAGCCGGGAGCUCAUCCACAUCUCCGAUUGGCUGCCGACGCUGGUGAAUCUGGCCGGGGGGAGCACCAACGGAACCAAGCCUCUGGAUGGCUUCGAUGUGUGGAGAACCAUCAGUGAAGGAACCCCAUCCCCCAGAGUGGAGCUGCUGCAUAACAUUGAUCAGGACUUUUUUGACAGUUCACCAUGUCCUGGCACGAGCAUGGCUGAAGCAAAGAAUGAUUCUUUUCCUUUAGAAUAUUCUCCCUUUAAUACGUCUAUCCAUGCUGGGAUCAGAUACAAAAACUGGAAACUCCUCACAGGCUACCCAGGCUGUGGUCUCUGGUUCCCACCUCCAUCUCAAUCCAACGUUUCUGAGAUACGUUCACUGGACUCAUCAGCCAAGACGCUCUGGCUGUUUGAUGUAGAUCAGGACCCUGAAGAAAGACACGACCUGUCCCAGAAGCACCCCCACAUCGUCCUGAAGCUGCUUUCCCGCCUGCAGUACUACCAUGAGCACUCUGUGCCGUCGUACUUCCCACCCAUGGACCCUCGCUGUGAUCCCAAGGACACCGGUGUGUGGAGCCCCUGGAUGUAGGCUCCAGAGGGGCGGGGGUCUGGAGCACAGUUAGGUGCAGGCUAGACCUCAGGCCCCUACUCUGCUGACUUCUCUCUCUCUCUCUCUCUCUCUCUCUCUCUCUCUCUCUCUCUCUCUCUCUCUCUCUCUCUCUCUCUCUCUCUCUCUCUCAAGUCACCCCAGUUCCCUCGCCUAGCCCUCAUGCUAUAUAACCCACCAAAGGAGUCCUGUUUCAAACCACAGUACCGUAAAAUCUGGCUCAUCCUGCUGUUGGCUGGAGUAGGUGUCUGGAACCCAGGGUGGCUGGGUUCAUCCUACUUCCUAAACUGCAAUCGCUGGGAACCUGACGUAGAGAGCUAGCUAUCCCUGAGUCCUGAGGCCAGAGCAGCUGGCUCUUUUUGCUUCACAAGUCAGUCAUUAGAACUCCCUCUGCUAAUAACCAGUUUUAUUGGCAAGACACACAUAACAAAGGGAGCAGAUGAUUGCGAGUGGUUCUGCUGGCCAUACGGGCUCCCUGUCUGUGAGAUCUUGUUCAGCUUUCCACAUCCAUGACCCGCCCGCUCACCCCUCAUUCACUCAUUUCACUGGGGAGCAGAAAACCCAUUGCAGUAAGCCAGCAUGGAGGAUGCCUGUGCCUUCGUUUUGGUUUCCAGAUAACUUAAUGUGUUUUAUCCUAUUACCCCACCCACUAUUGCUCAUUCUGUCUAGACUUCUGCUAUCCUGGCUUGUGUGGCUCUGUUCCUGUUAUGCCUUUGGACUUCACUGUCCUGUGUCUGAGGUCACUUUUCCCUCCCCUCCAAGCAUUCUGAGCUCUGGGAUAGUCCCAAGCCCUGCCCAGAGAGGGUGGACUGGUCAUUCCAUGGCCAUACUCAUGAGUGUUCUGGUUCUGUGGCAUCUGCAAGGAGGUUUAUUCCAGUUGCAUGGAAUCCAGCAAGACUGUGGCUGUGUCACCCAAUAUGCCACAAUCUAUGCUGCUUUCUCAAGCAGUGGGAAGAAAGGCCAGGAAAGCACUCUUGUCCUGAGAUGAUGGAAAGGGAGUGGCCAGUGUUUGGUGUGCUGGCCUUAGACACCAUCCUUACUCCUCUCAUUCUCUGUUUCACUGCCUCGAAUUAGGGUUCCAGGGUUGGGGAAUGAGGAUACACUAUUUGAUCUUCAACCCUUUCUCAGACCCUCUUAUAUCCUAUCAAUGUGACGCCAUCCAGGUUAGCCUCAGAGGGUGUCAAACCCAGAUAGAUGCAAAAUUGAGCUCCUCAUCAGCACCGCUGCCUUGGUCACGCCUUACACCAAUGCCUGCAGCAGGGUCUGGGGUGUAGGCACCCAGGAUGCUUUUUAAAUGAAUGAAUGAACUGAAUAAACAGGAAAGACUCAGCAUGACAGGUACUAGUCCAGUGAGCUGACUAACAGGGCAGUGAAAAUACCCUCCAGCCCAUGCUAGUCUAACCUUAAGCUGUCCCCCCUGCCCUGGUGGGAGCAUCAUCUGCACAUCUGGACAGUCACUGGCCUUGCACGGCAGGGCUGUGAUGUCCUCUCCAGGGGGACAAAAGGAAUUAUUUUUCCUAGGUGUUCUCCUUUGUCAACCAUCUCCAUUCCCAUUCUUUGCUGAGCACUAGGAAUUAAAACAACUAAAUAAUAUGAUACAGGGACUUGCGUACAGCCUUCUUCAGUUCAGUAGCACCAUUUCCUGACCAUUAAAAUUCUGUAUUUUAUUGUGAUAAGACUAUUGCAAGAAAAUGGUGCUAAAGCUAAUGACAUCUGGUAUCAACCUUUACUCAACUGGGCUGGCAGAUAGCUGGCUACCAUGUCACCUCUUACUCUGGAGCAGCCCAUGGCAUGAGUCUGGAUGCUCCUUCUGUGCCACGGCUGUAGGUGGCCAUUAUUCUUCUGAGACCGAAGGUCACUACUUCAUAACACCCAUUUGUGAUUCCUUUAUUAUUCUCUGAGCAGCUGCCCUCAGUCCUGGCUCUUUGAUUGUGGGCUACCCUUGGAAUGUUAACAUAUGGAUGCGUUAAAGAAGACUUUAAGAAAGUAAUGUUAAAAAUGACUAGAGAUUCUAUUUAGUAAAGCAAAUAGGAUGGCAUAGGUCUCAGGAUCUAUCUCCUUGGAUUUUUAUGAUUUAUAAAAAAAUAAAUGAUUCAUAACCUGUCUUUAGAAGUAUUAAUGUUAGUUCUUUCCAAAUUAACUUGCGAACUUGUCUGUUUGUUACCACAUGACUGUUCCAUAUUUGAGGGACAAAAUAAAAUUAAUUUUUCUAAAAAUUUCAGUCAUGGGGCCUCUGCUUGUGAUAGUGGAAAGUUCAGGAGCGGCAGGUGAAUGUCAUGAUGGCCCAGUGUGUCAGUACAUACUAAGAUGGUCAAGGGGCAGAUUUUUGUGUGAUAGAGGCAUUGCCACAUUUUUUUCUGAUUUGCCAGUUUUAUAUUACAUGAAUUGUAUCUCAACACAUCUGUCACACAAAUAAGAACAAAUAUAUUACAGGGUUUUUUUAAAUAUGUACUUCCUAUGAGAUUGCUCAGAGGGUAAACCACUUAUCAUGCAAGCCAAAUAGCCUGAGGUUGACUACAGAACCCACAUAAGAGUGGAAAGAGGGGGCUGGAGAGAUGGCUCAGAUGUUAAGAGCACUGGCUGCUCUUCCAGAGGUCCUGAGUUCAAUUCCCAGCAACCACAAGGUGGCUCACAACCAUCCAUAACAAAAUAUGGUUCCCUCUUCUGACUUGCAGGGAUAAGUGCAGACAGAACACUGUACACAUAAAAAAUAAAUAAGUCUUUUUAAAAAAAAAGAGUGGAAAGAACUGACUCCAUAAGCCUGUCAUCUGACGUAUGUGCUCUGUCAUACAUGCAUAUACAGUAAUAAUAAGUAAACAUUUAAAAAGAAACAAGUGAGGCAUUGCCCUAAGAACAUGCACCAUGGGACUAGGGGUCUGAGUACUUAACUUGUGUACAAGGCCCUGGUUUUGUGUUAGCACCACAGAAAGGAAUGUUCACUGCCAAGCAUUAGAGGGACAUCUGUAGGGGCAUCUUUUUUUGUCAGUGGACUUGAAGCGGUGGCCACAUCCUAGGGUCGUGGCUUCAGGUGUGCAGAAGAGGGGGGGUUGGCUUGCUCUCUUGGGCUGUAGUCAGAACCCUAGAAGGGCAGAGACUGCAUCUUUAGGAACAGGAAGACCAAAGCGACUAUUUACUAUUAAUUGUGUAAGUGCUUCCCUAAUAAAUACCUGUCAAUCAUU
Messenger RNA from Mesocricetus auratus (golden hamster), 5148 nucleotides. It is a transcript of the gene Arsb, whose product is annotated as arylsulfatase B. The transcript has 8 exons. The record is from RefSeq and is a predicted model, not a curated record. The coding region runs from base 239 to 1951 and encodes 570 amino acids. Lineage: Eukaryota; Metazoa; Chordata; Mammalia; Rodentia; Cricetidae.